Messenger RNA from Zymoseptoria tritici IPO323, 3126 nucleotides. RefSeq lists its product as uncharacterized. NCBI's taxonomy places the organism in Eukaryota, Fungi, Ascomycota, Dothideomycetes, Mycosphaerellales, Mycosphaerellaceae. Gene Ontology annotation, biological process: protein processing. Gene Ontology annotation, molecular function: metal ion binding. The coding region runs from base 1 to 3126 and encodes 1041 amino acids. The transcript has 2 exons. The record is from RefSeq and is a predicted model, not a curated record. Gene Ontology annotation, cellular component: mitochondrial matrix.
AUGCUAUCAAAUACGUUGCGCAGCACUGCGCGAUCAAGUCGCCUUGUUGCUCCGAACCACCGACUGCUCACCCGCGAUGCACGCCGAACGUACGCUUCCGUGACCGAUCUCAGCAACUUUCCCAAACCGGGAGAGCAGAUCCAUGGCUUCACCUUGAAGAGGACGAAACACGUGCCAGAGUUGGAGCUGUCUGCAUUACAUUUCCAGCAUGAAAAGACGGGAGCAGACUAUCUGCAUGUGGCAAGAGACGAUACCAACAAUGUCUUCAGCAUUGGCUUCAAGACAAAUCCGCCAGACGCCACGGGAGUACCUCAUAUCCUUGAGCAUGUCACGCUAUGUGGGUCGGAAAAGUACCCUGUACGAGAUCCCUUCUUCAAGAUGCUUCCUCGAUCUCUCCAGAAUUUCAUGAAUGCGUUUACCAGCUCCGACUACACAAUGUAUCCCUUUGCCACGACGAAUGCUCAAGACUUCAAGAAUCUCAUGGACGUCUACCUUGAUGCGACGUUGAAUCCACUCAUCAAGAAAUCGGACUUUGUGCAAGAAGGAUGGCGCAUUGGGCCAGAGAAUCCUCGAUCGCCACCCAAAGACGAGAGCGGUAGCGAUUUGGUGUUCAAAGGCGUCGUAUACAACGAGAUGAAGGGCCAGAUGUCCGAUGCGACGUACCUCUACUACAUUCGCUUCAUGGAGAAUGUCAUUCCCGCACUCAACAACAGUGGUGGCGACCCUCAGAAGAUGACCGAUCUGACAUAUGAUCAGCUGCGGAGCUUCCAACAAGGACACUACCAUCCGAGCAACAGCAAGAUCCUGACUUACGGAGACCAGCCGAUUGAAGAGCACCUGCGACUGCUGGGUGAACAAUUGUCUCGCUUUGAGAAGACUGAAGUAGAUCGCGAUGUCAAGGCACCAAUAUCUCUGGCUGAUGGUCCUCGAAAUGUCACCGUCAAGGGACCAGUCGAUCCACUGACUCCCCCCGACGCUCAGUUCAAAACUUCCACGACCUGGCUGAUGGGAGAUUCCAACGACAUUGCCGAAUCCUUUGCGCUCAGAAUUGCCACGAAUCUGCUACUCGACGGAUACGGCUCGCCAAUGUACAGCGCCCUGAUAGAGUCUGGUCUGGGAACAGACUUCACACCUAAUACUGGCUACGAUCCUUCUGGUCAAACAGGAAUCUUCUCCAUCGGACUGAACGGCGUCACAGAGGCCAACGUGCCCAAAGUGAAGGAAGUCAUCGCCGCGACGGUAAAGGAAACGAUCAAGAAAGGUCUGGACAAGACCAAAGUCGAGGGCUUGCUACAUCAAUCGGAGCUUGGUCUGAAGCACAAGACUGCAUCAUUCGGCAUGAACUUGAUCCAACGCCUCAAGCCAGGCUGGUUCAACGGGAUUGAUCCUUUUGAUGCGCUUGCGUGGAAUAGCAUCAUGGACACGUUCAAGUCAAGCUACGCAUCGGAGAGAUAUCUUGAAGGUCUUCUGGAGAAGUACCUCCUCACGGACAACACCUUGACAUUUACCAUGACACCAAGCACAACCUACUCUGCCGAUCUCGCAUCUGAAGAAGCAGAAAGGCUUCAAAGCAAGAUUGCGGAAGCUGUGAGCGCCUAUCCGAGUGAGCAAGAGGCUUACAAGCAACUUCGCGAGCGGGAGCUGGAACUGGUCGCGGAGCAGGAUGCUGGUCAGACCGAGUCUCUUGAUAUCCUGCCCACGCUACACGUCUCUGACAUUCCUCGUGAACAAAAGCGAACAGUCGUGAGGGACAGCGAGGUUGAUCACGCCCAGGUGCAGUGGCGUGAGACGGCCACGAAUGGGCUGACAUACUUCCGCGCAUUGGCACUCUUCAAGGACCUCCCAGAUGAGCUCCGCAUGUUGGUCCCGCUCUUCUGCGACAGCUUGAUGCGAAUCGGCACGAAGACAAAGUCAAUGGGAGAGAUCGAAGACCUAAUCAAACUGAAAACUGGCGGCAUUUCUUUCGGACACCACGCUACGACAUCGCCCUACGACACCAGCAAAGCCGAGGAGGGCUUCGCAAUCUCAGGAUUCGCAUUCGACAAUAACGUAUCGGCGAUGUAUGAGCUCAUACAUACAGUGCUGAUUGAGACCGACUUUGACUCGCCGAAUGCACAGCGAAUGGUCAGGCAGCUUCUUCAGACUGCUGCCAGCGGUGCUGUCGAUGGUAUCGCGGAAAGCGGCCAUCGCUAUGCCAUGCGCUAUGCUGAGGCCGGCGUUUCUCCUCAAGGACGGAUCAGCGAGCAGGUCGGCGGCAUCACUCAGGUCAAGCUCAUCACAAGUCUUGCAGCGGCUGAGGAAGAUGCUAGCGCAAUGGCAGAGCUCAUCGGAAAGCUAAAAGCUAUUCAAGCACUGACUGUCGCGAACACGAAGCAAAGCAUGCGAGUGGCCCUCACCUGCGGCCAGGACGCCGCCGGACCCAACGAGUCUGCUCUGCGGAAGUUCCUGCACUCGACCUCCUCUGCCAAUCUGUCCGCAAACCCAGCUUCAAUCUACACCACCUCCGCACAAGACUACACAUCCUCCCGCAAUACCUUCUUCAACCUCCCCUACCAAGUCUCCUACUCCGCUCUCCUCCUCCCCACCGGCCCGUACGUCGACCAAUCCUCCGCUCCCAUCGCCAUCCUCGCCAAACUCCUCACCCACAAACACCUGCACCACGAAAUCCGCGAAAAGGGCGGCGCUUAUGGCGGCGGAGCCCUCUCUCGCGGUCUCUCCGGUGUCUUUGGCAUGUACUCCUACCGCGACCCAAACCCGGAUAACACGCUGGAAAUCUACUCCAAUGCCGCGCGCUGGGCGGCAGACCGCGAGUGGACGGAGAGGGAGCUCGAGGAAGCGAAACUGAGUGUUUUCCAGGGCGUGGACGCGCCGGUUAGUGUGAAUCAGGAGGGAAUGGUGAGGUUCUUGAGUGGAGUUGAUGAAGAGAUGGAGCAGAAGAGGAGAGAGUGGUUGUUGGAUGUUGAUGUGAGGCAGGUGAGGGAUGCGGCGGAGAGGAUGGUUGGGGAUGUCAAGAGUAAGGCGUACGUGACUGUGUUGGGGAAUGCGGAGAAGAAGGCGUUUUUGAAGGAGAAGAGUGAGGCGUGGAGGGUGGUGGACAUGGGGAUGAAGGGUGAGGCUGCGGCGUAA